Molecule: messenger RNA, 2149 nt
Organism: Aegilops tauschii subsp. strangulata
Lineage: Eukaryota; Viridiplantae; Streptophyta; Magnoliopsida; Poales; Poaceae
Product: putative polyol transporter 1
Biological process (GO): transmembrane transport
Cellular component (GO): membrane
Molecular function (GO): transmembrane transporter activity
Source: RefSeq, a predicted model, not a curated record
AGAAAUUUCACACACCACAUCUCGUAAGCUACUUGCGCCUACCACUGAGGAGUGAGGCUGCCACGCCCAUUCGCUAGCUAGCUAGAGACCCAUAGUACAAACAAUAAUAGAGCAACUGAGCACACCAGGACACAGUCGGUGAAGUACUGUGACAGUGAGCUAGGUUCAGGUCACCACAAACGCCUCAUCUCCAAGCCGAGCACCCUCGCCAUGAGCACGGACGCGGACGCCGUGCCGGUGGCCGUGGCGCCGGCGAAGCGCCCUCCCAUCAACAAGUACGCCUUCGCCUGCGCCCUCCUCGCCUCCAUGAACUCCGUCCUCCUCGGAUACGACAUCUCGGUGAUGAGCGGCGCGCAGCUGUUCAUGAAGGAGGACCUGAAGAUCACGGACACACAGAUCGAGAUCCUGGCCGGCAUCAUCAGCAUCUACUCGCUGCUGGGCUCGCUCAUGGCGGGGCUCACGUCCGACUGGCUGGGCCGGCGCUACACCAUGGUGCUGGCGGCCGCCAUCUUCUUCACGGGCGCCCUCCUCAUGGGCCUCGCCCCCAACUACGCCUUCCUCAUGGCCGGCCGCUUCGUCGCCGGCAUCGGCGUCGGCUACGCGCUCAUGAUCGCGCCCGUCUACACGGCCGAGGUGGCGCCCACCUCCUCCCGCGGCUUCCUCACCACCUUCCCGGAGGUGUUCAACAACUUCGGCAUCCUCCUGGGCUACGUCUCCAACUUCGCCUUCGCGCGCCUCCCCGUGCACCUCAGCUGGCGCGCCAUGUUCCUCGUCGGCGCCGUGCCGCCGGUGUUCCUCGGCUUCGCCGUCCUCGCCAUGCCGGAGUCACCCCGGUGGCUGGUCAUGCGGGGCCGGAUCGAGGACGCGCGGCGUGUCCUGCUGAGGACCUCCGAUUCGCCCGAGGAGGCCGAGGAACGGCUCCUCGACAUCAAGAAGGUCGUCGGCAUCCCCGCGGACGCCACGGACGCCGAUGAUGUCGUCGCCAUCGUGCGCGCGAACGAGGCCGCGCGCGGGCAGGGGGUGUGGAAGGAGCUGCUGAUCAACCCGAGCCGGCCCGUGCGCCGCAUGCUCGUGGCCGGCCUCGGGCUCAUGUUCAUCCAGCAGGCCACGGGCGUGGACUGCGUGGUGAUGUACAGCCCGCGGGUGUUCGAGAAGGCAGGGAUGAAGAACAGGACCAACUCGCUGGGGGCGUCCAUGGCGGUGGGCGCGUGCAAGACCUUCUUCAUCCCGAUCGCGACGCUCCUCCUCGACCGGGUCGGCCGGAGGCCGCUGCUGCUGGCCAGCGGCGGCGGGAUGGCCAUCUUCCUGUUCACGCUCGCCACGUCCCUGCUCAUGCUCGACCGGCGGCCGGAGUCGGAGGCGAAGGCGCUGGGCGCGGUGAGCAUCGUGGCGAUGCUGUCGUUCGUGGCGUCGUUCGCGUCGGGGCUGGGCCCCGUGGCCUGGGUGUACUGCUCGGAGAUCUACCCGCUGCGGCUGCGCGCGCAGGCCGCCGCCAUCGGCACGGGCCUGAACCGGCUCAUGGGCGGGGCCACCACCAUGUCCUUCCUGUCGCUCAGCGAGGCCAUCACCAUCGCCGGGAGCUUCUACCUGUACGCCUGCGUGGCGGCCGCCGGGUGGGUGUUCAUGUACUUCUUCCUGCCGGAGACGAUGGGCCAGAGCCUGGAGGACACCGGGAAGCUCUUCGGCAAGGACAUGGACGACGACGACACCGACCACGACGGCGCCGUCGUGCACCACGAGCGCAAGAGGUCCACCGAGCUGAUCACUCAGCAGUAACCCCGAGUAAUCUACGCCGUACGUCCGUACACAUGUCGUGUGCUUGUGUUGUGUGUGGCCGGUCCAACCGUCCUGGACGUGAAUCUCUAGAUUCUGGACACGUUGGUCAGAUUUCCAGGCUUUAGGACGUAGGGACCGACACCCAGCGCUCUACGGGGAGAAAGAUCACAUGAUAUUCCGCACGCGUGAUGAAUCCAUGUAGAAAGGUUCGGUUCACCGGCCGUUUGCGCUGCUUGCCGUGGCGCGCACUGCGCAGCUUGUGACAGAUCUUUUCACCGAGGUAACAGUGAUACUGUACGAGUGUGUAUGGGGUAGCAUUUCUGGUAUGUACAGGCUUGUGUUAUAUAUGACCGAGUCGUCUCUGAUCUCUGUA